Molecule: messenger RNA, 2489 nt
Organism: Danio aesculapii
Lineage: Eukaryota; Metazoa; Chordata; Actinopteri; Cypriniformes; Danionidae
Gene: asgr1c.2
Product: asialoglycoprotein receptor 1c, tandem duplicate 2
Exons: 6
Coding region: 1202-1819 (205 amino acids)
Source: RefSeq, a predicted model, not a curated record
AAUAAACCAAUCAAAUGAAGGCUCCAAAUCUGUCAUCAGUUAUUAAGUAUAAUUAUAAUAUACAUCUCAAGAAAGAAUGGACAAAAGAAAGGAAGAGAAGUCUCACUCCUAUCACUCUUUAAAGUUUGGGUUUGUGUCAUUGUAAAUGCUCUUGUUAUGCGCCGAUUUACAUUUUUCUCUGUUUGUGGAAUAAAGCAGGCAGGUCAGCCGACCCAAUAUAUGAGCGGGGCAGAGCAGGAUUCUCGCUAUGACCACCAGCGCAAUACCGCUCUUUGUCAUGAGCCGUAGUUUCAGCGUAAACUUAGUAAAGGCAAGCUUCUUUUGCGAUGAUGUGUACAGUGUUAGAGGUUACAUUUAGCAGACAUUUGAACACGCAGUGAAUGGAACACAUCGAGAUUCGGGCACCUUUUCUGAAAACACUUGAUUUAUCUCGGCUGUCAGAUCAACAUUCACCACAUGAUCGCUGUCAUCUGCGCCAUUAUUUGUAACUUUAGGUGAGGUUUGCAAACCUGUGUACUUUUCACUCUUCAGCCGUUUGCAUUUCCCGCUGUCACAAAAGCUCCCUGUCAUCUGACAGCGGAAAGCCUUGAGUGAUUGACAGCUAACAUAAACUAAUAUAGCGAUUUAGCUCGUUUUUUAUAAAAAAAAUCAAAACAGGUCACACUACAACCACCAUAUGCAGUCGCACAAAAUGCUCCCAAAUAUAUUAUGAGGUCGCAAACCAGUUUGUUUCAGCGCACACGCAAUCGAAGCCCACCUCACAUGAUAUCGCUCAGGUCCUACUCUCAACAUAUAAAUACAUCCACACAAACUUUAGAAUAAAGGCCUGCACUUAACACAAAUUGAAAAUUAGUAUUUAAAAAAUUGGGCCCGAAAAUUUAAUACCUCGUCAGAUGAAGUUUAUUACUUUUAAUAGUUUUUAAUACCCUUAAUUUUGGCUAAUUUCAUUUACUACCUUUUACAACCCUGCGGACACCCUGACUAGAGUAGGCUAGGACAAGUUUUCUGUACAGCAUGAUGGUUAACCAUGAUUUCUCCUGAUUCUGGCUCUAUAAAAAAGUCCAAGCAAAGAACUGUCUGACAUUGAGACCCUGAUGACCGGACUUAGUUCAUCGCUAGAUUCACUCAAAUCCAACAUGAGGAAAACCAACAAAAUCUGGAGUCUCAGCAGAAUGUGUCGUACACUGAAGUGAAGAAACAGAUGGACACUCUGAGCGCUUCAGUGUCAUCAAUUAUGUCUAAACUGACAGCAGAUAGUAGGAGGACAUCUCUUAUGUUUCUACAGUCUAUUUCACACAACCAGCGUAUCUUGGAUGAACUGUCAAGCUCAAUGGAGAACCUGAAGAAUUUAAUGAUGGAAAUGCGGUCAUCUGUUCGAUCUCUUACUUACAGAAUUUCCAUAACCAAAUUACUUGAACCAGGCUGCAGUGACUCUGCUUGGGUUAUUUUCAGCAAUAGCUGUUACCUCUUCUCUAGUGAUGAAAUGAGCUGGACAGAAGCAAAAGAUUACUGCGAAGAGAAAGGCGCAUGGCUCUUAAAAAUGGAAGAUGAGGAUCAUUGGCAAUUUAUUACUGUUUUCACCCAACCAUUUCCUUACUGGAUCGGCCUAACAGAUCAGAACACAGGCCAGUGGAGAUGGAUGGAUGGAACGAAUUACACCUUGAAUAAAGAACACUGGAGACCUGGACAGCCGGAUGACUGGACUGAACAUGGCUUAGGAGAGGAAGGAGAGGACUGUGCGCAUAUCACAUAUGAAGGGCUCCUCAAUGACGCCCACUGCUCCAUCAAAAUGAAGUUUAUUUGUGAAAUGAAAAAAUAAGAUAGGAAACCAGCAUUCAAGUGUGGUCAAAACUCAGAAUACAGAACUCAUUCAUUCACUCAUUUUCUUUUCGGCUUAGUCCCUUUAUUAAUCUGAGGUUGCCACAGUGGAAUGAACCGCCAACUUAUCCAGCAUAUGUUUUACACAGCGGAUGCCCUUCCAGCUGCAACCCAUCACUAGGAAACAUCCUUACAUUCUCAUUCACACACAUACACUAUGGACAAGUGUGGACACUCGAACCAGCGACCUUCUUGCUGUGAGGCGAUUGUGCUGCGCCACCACGUCAUGAGUUUACAGAAUUGUAAAGAAAAAAAAAACAGUUAACAGAAUUAGUUUUGUUUUGAGGUAUUGAGGUUUUGAAGGGCACUUUGUCAAAAAAAAACAUUUCUUUAAGCAUGUAAAUUACAAAUGAAAUGAAUCAUGAUGUACUAAAUUAGUAUAUCUUUCUGUUAACCAUUUUCACUCUGUCUUAAACAUGUAAUAGGCAACAAAAUAACAAGAAUCACACUGAUAAACUAAUAAAAAAAGCAUACUUCUUUUGCCAUGUUGCACAAUGUGCUGGAUUAAAAUACUUUAUCAUCUUAUUAAGGUUGUAACAAAGAAGUCAUAGUUCGCUACCUUGGUUUUGGGGUUAUGGUUCAAUAGUACUUCAAUACAACAGUAAUCCCCA